AUGUCGCACAGUGUGGUUAGUUCUCCAACUAUAAUUUCUCAACUUCUUCCUUUUUCGACAGAUAGCAGUAAUAACAACAAUAGCAAUACUGGUAGUAGUAAUAACAACAAUAGCGGCAAUUUAAACAAUACCGAAAGUAAUAAUAGUGGUGGUAGUAGAAGUAGAGGAAAUAGUGGAUCAAAUAAUUAUAGAAUAAACACAGUUUUACACAGUGGUAAUACUAGUAAUAAUAACUCUCCAAAUUCACUCAACUAUAAUAAUAAUAACUCUCCAUUGUCCAAUGGAGUCGUCACAGGUAGAAAGAGAUCUCACUCUGAUUUAACAGCUUCUAUCCUUGAAGCACAAUCAUCAAUGGAUUUUAUGAAUAAUAAUAAUAACAAUAACAACAACAAUAACAAUAACAAUAAUAAUAUUAAUAAUAAUAAUAAUAACAAUAGUUAUCAUAGUAGUAAUAAUAAUAAUAGUUAUAGUAAUAAUAAUACAUCACCAUCGUCAUCAUCAUCAUUAUCUUGUCAUGACAUGAUGGUUCAAUAUAAGUCAUUAUUACCACCAAUACCAUUCAUUCCAUUAUCUCCAAAUAAAAGUAAUAAUAGUGGCAAUAAUAAUUCAACUAUUAGUUAUACAUCAAUUGUUAAUGACGAAAUGUUUAAAUUUAAUACAGGUAUUGAUUGUAGUAAUAAAAAAGAAGAUAGUAGUAUUAAUAAUAAUAAUAAUAAUAAUAAUAAUAAUAACAACAAUAACAAUAAUAAUAUAGAGGAAAUUUAUUUACCGAUUGAUGUGUUAGAUUUAAUAUUUUCACAAUUAUCAUUUAUAGAUAGAUGUAUUUGUGCAUCAGUAUGUAGUUCAUGGAGAAAUGUAUUAAUAAUGCAGCCACAUCCAUUGUUGGAGAAUUGUUUUGUAUCACUUCAUAAUCAACCACCAAUUCAAUCGGUACCAAUUAUAACACCAUUUUUAUUAAAUAACUUCAAUAUAACUAUAUCACCAUGUUCAUGUUAUAAAUGUUAUUAUACAAAUCCAACCUAUAAAUAUUUAUCAAACUGGAUGGAAUACUUAAAACCAUUCUAUUCAGUUGUUAAAUUAAAUAAAUUGGUUUUUAGAGUAUUUCAAAAUUCAACUGAUAUGUCUACCUCUUCUUCUUCUUCACCUUCUUCACCUUCAUCAAAUACAACAACAACAACAACCACCACCACAACUACCUCUUCUUCAUCUUCUGCUGGUGGUACAAAUAAUAACAAUCAUAAUAAUGAUGGUUUACUUUCUCCAUUCCCUUCAUCACCAAUGCCAACUUUCCCAGAGUUUAGUAUAAGCCAAAUUAAUAAUAACAAUAAUAAUAAUAACAAUAAUAACUCUAAUAAUAAUAAUAAUAAUAAUAAUAAUAAUAAUAAUAAUAAUAAUAAUAAUAAUAAUAAUAAUAAUAAUAAUAAUAAUGGUAGAACAAAUCACUUUUUACAUCAAAGUCCAUUUUUAACUGGAUUACGUAAUAGUGGUGAACAUCAACAUAUUCAUAAUCAUUAUCUUCAUAAUCAUUAUAACCAACAACAACAACAAACACAACAACAACAACAACAACAACAACAAUUGUUACAAACUCCACAACCACAACAUUCACCAUUGGUAUCAAUAUCAUCACCAUCUAGUGCAUCAUUAGCUGCAUCUUCAAUUCAAUACAAUGGAGGAGGAGGAGCAGGAGCAGGAGGAGUAGGAGGAGAUCAACAAUUAGAAUUAUUAUCAAAUUGUGAAUGCCAUGAAAAGGUUUCAAAAGAAUCAAUGUUACAUGGUGAUGAUAGUUUUGAUGGUAAUAAUGGUGGAAACUAUUCACAAUGGUGUUUAGAUUUAGAGAAACCAAUAACAUUACCAUUAAAAGAUAGAAGUGCAUCAAUACCAUUAAGCACAUUUAUUAAAGUUUUAGAUAAUAGUGAAAUGGUUGAAAGAAUAAAGAUGAGAGUUUGUAUAGAUUUACCAUGGUCAAAAACUAAAGAGUUUUCACUUUUUAAGCCAAUAAAAAAUGCAGAGAAAUUAACAGAGAUUGGUUUAUUAAAUCAUGACCCAUUCGAUACUAGUAUGAGUUCAGCUCAAACUACAACCUCAAAUAUCAAUUCAUUGAUUUUCUCAACCCUAUUUUCAAAUGCAUCAAGUUUUGUAAAUUUAAAAAGACUCUAUUUAAUUACCACCAACAUCGAUCAUAAAUUUCUUUACAAUUUAAAACUUCAUUUACCAUCGGUUACAGGACUUCAUUUAUCAGUUUGGAAUGUUAAUGUACUUGGUUUAUUUGAAAUGAUCACAUCGGUCUAUGGUGAUUCAUUAAAGGAACUUUCCAUUAGAUUUACAACUUGUUUAGGUAUAAAGUAUAAACCAUUCUCUCAUACCGAAUAUAAAUUGGAUGAUUCAAUCGUGGAGUUAUUGGUUAACAAAUGCCCAAAUUUACAACAUUUCUCAUUCGAGGGUUGGUUAUCAAAUAUAUCUUCGAAAUCAUUUCAACUCUUAUCAAAAUUAACCUUAAAACAUUUGGUAUUAAAGAAUGGUCCAUAUUCUCAAACUUCAUGUAAACCAAUUUGGGCAAGAGUUAAAAUGGAAUCAACAGAGAAUCCUUAUCAAUCAUUAUUGGUUUCUGAACAAGAAAUUAAAGAUUUUGUUAGAUCUCAAAGAAAUUUAAAAGUAUUUGAAAUUUUUACACCACAAAUCGAUAAAUUCACUUCAAAAGACUUUUUAAAUAAUUUAGAAAUUUUAGAUAUUAAUCAAGGUUCAACUGGUGGUAGUAGUAGUAAUUCUACUUCAUUAACAAUAAUUAAUAAUAAUAAUAAUAUAAAUAAUAAUAAUAAUUCACCAGAUUUACCAUUUGAAUGUGAUAGUUUAAAUAGUUAUUUAACCAAUUUACAAAACCUUCAAAAACAUGUAGCAUUUAGUCAUCAAGAGAGUUUGAAUAGUUUAUCAGAUGAUCUUAUCACCAAUUUCGUUGAAUCUGGUCCAAAUUUAAAAUAUUUAAAGAUUGUUGAUAGAUUAAACUUUCGUUCUCACAUUAAAGGUGGUAAUAGAAAUAAAUAUCAUAGAUCAAAAUUAUCAAAUUAUUUUAAUCAACAAUUUCAAUGUAAUAAACAUUAA
Messenger RNA from Dictyostelium discoideum AX4, 3099 nucleotides. RefSeq lists its product as hypothetical. Lineage: Eukaryota; Evosea; Eumycetozoa; Dictyosteliales; Dictyosteliaceae. The coding region runs from base 1 to 3099 and encodes 1032 amino acids. The record is from RefSeq and is a predicted model, not a curated record. The transcript is spliced from 2 exons.